Molecule: messenger RNA, 816 nt
Organism: Aspergillus luchuensis
Lineage: Eukaryota; Fungi; Ascomycota; Eurotiomycetes; Eurotiales; Aspergillaceae
Exons: 5
Coding region: 1-816 (271 amino acids)
Molecular function (GO): metal ion binding; agmatinase activity
Source: RefSeq, a predicted model, not a curated record
AUGGCACCCACACUACGGGAGAAUUGGCAAGGUUCUAAUCCAAACAGUUAUGAUAACGCCUGGGCUAUCCAACAAAUUGAAGAGGGCCACAACAGUGUCCUAAUGCGCAAACCGUUCACCGAUGCUGAGAAGUAUGGGCUCUCCAAGGCCGGAAAGACCCUUCCACGCAUCAUUACUUUAGGAGGAGACCACACUAUCACCCUGCCCUUGCUGCGCAGUAUAAACAGGGCCUAUGGACCUGUCACUGUUAUACACUUUGACAGUCAUCUGGAUUCUUGGAAGCCAAAGGUUUUCGGCGGCUCACCUAGUCAGGUUGCCGCCAUUAAUCACGGCACCUACUUCUACCACGCUGCGAUGGAAGGCCUGCUGAAGAACGAUACCAAUAUUCAUGCCGGUAUCCGCACUACGCUUUCCGGUCCAUCUGAUUACGAGAAUGACGGAUACUGCGGGUUCGAAAUCGUUGAGGCAAGAGAGAUCGAUACUAUCGGAACGGAUGGCAUCAUCAAGAAGAUAAGGGAGAGGGUGGGUACUGAGAACCCUGUCUACCUCUCGAUUGACAUCGAUACUCUUGAUCCUGCCUACGCACCGGCAACCGGAACGCCCGAAACGGGCGGCUGGUCGACGCGUGAGCUCCGCACUAUUAUUCGGGGAUUGGAUGGAUUGAACUUCAUCGGUGCAGACAUUGUUGAGGUUGCUCCUGCUUAUGAUACGAAUGCUGAGCUUUCUACUAUGGCUGCCGCUGACGUCCUCUAUGAGAUUCUUACCAUCAUGGUGAAGAAGGGUCCAUUGUCCGUUGGCCGUUCCGAUGAGCUGUAG